Molecule: messenger RNA, 3035 nt
Organism: Seminavis robusta
Lineage: Eukaryota; Bacillariophyta; Bacillariophyceae; Naviculales; Naviculaceae
Source: the annotation of a GenBank genome assembly
UCGCCGGAUUCUCAAGGAAGCCAAUCGAUCCGAGACGAAGGCGACAAAGAUCUCCGCCCGUCGAAGCCCCCUCGAGACAGCAACAAAAGCUGACCAUCGCCUUGUGGAAACAGAGCAAACAAUCAGAAACGACAUUGACUGACUGACUGACUAGCAAGAGAUCGGACAAGAUGGCUCCGAAAGACAAGCAAGAAGUGGAGGUGACGGCAGGUGCCGACAAGAAGAAGGACGAUGCCAAGAACAAGAAGAAAAAGACGGAAGAGGAGCUGGCUGACACCAUGUCGGACGAAGACAAGGAGCUCAAAGAGCGAUUGGACACUUGUGUCAAUACGGUGAUGAACAAGGAUAAUGAGGACAAGGUGACGGCUCAGAUCCGAUUGAAUGCCUUGGAUGUGAUUGUGACAGAGCUUCGAACUGCCACGGCCAGUAUGACCUCUGUGCCCAAGCCGCUCAAGUUCCUGCGGCCUCACUUUGCUUCCUUGACGGAACUGUACACCGUUGUCGAGAAGGACGGAGACGGCAUUGACGUCAAAAUGUUGGAAUUGCGAGCUCGAUUGGCCGACGUUUUGGCGGUCUUGGCCAUGACUAUGGGGAAGCCAGAGGAAAGAGAGAGUCUAAAAUUCAAAUUGAAGGGCAAGAAAGACUACGAUUCUCUCGAGAGCAAGGGAGCCCAGUCCAAGUUUGCGGAAGACAAUCUAGGAUCUUGGGGACAUGAAUUUGUGCGCAGUCUUGCGGGUGAAAUUGGCCAGGAAUACAACCAACGCGUCAUUGACGGAGCAGACCCUGAUCAGGACGAACCGUUCAAAGACAUUUUGCAAAUGGUAGAUGUCAUUGUCCCUUUCCAUGUCACCCACAAUGCCGAGGCCGAAGCGGUCGAUUUGCUGAUCGAAGUGCAGAGGCUCAAAAACUUGCUCCGACUGGAAUCGAUCGAUGAAAACAAUUUCCAGCGCAUUUGCCUCUACCUUAUCAAGACGGCGGACUUUAUGUCUGAUCCCGAUGAUCUUACCGAAAUGUUGGAAACAGCCUAUGAAAUUUUCAGAAAGCAAGGCCAACAGUUCGAUGCUCUCCGCGUAGCUCUCCGAAUGAAUAGGACUGACAAGGAAACCAUCACAGAGCUCUUGGCGGAGUGUAAGGACCCUCUCAUGAGGAAGCAAAUGGCCAUCCUUUUGGGACGUCAUCGUGUCAACCACGAAGUGGAAGAUGAUGAUAUCGAGGGCGAAGACGCCGAAUUGCUCAAUGAGCUCAUUGGAAACGAAAAGCUAAGUGAACAAUUCUUGAAAUUGGCGCAGGAUCUCGAUGUCAUGGAUCCCAAGACACCAGAAGACAUUUACAAGUCUCAUCUGGCAGAAACGGGUGGGUUCAGCCGUCGUAGGGACACCGGUUCGGCCAACAUUGACUCGGCGCGCGCCAAUCUAGCCAGUACAUUCGUCAACGCACUUGUCAACACUGGAUUUGGCCAGGAUAAGCUCAUGACGCCAGACAAUGAGUGGCUGUACAAGAACAAGGAUCAUGGAAUGAUGUCGGCUGCCGCCUCGCUCGGUUCCAUCCUGCUGUGGAAUGUAGAAGAGGGACUAACGCAGAUUGACAAGUUCUUGUAUUCUACGGAGGACUAUGUCAAGGCAGGAGCUGCGCUUGCCGUUGGUAUUUUGAGUUCCGGUAUUCGGAAUGAUGCCGACCCUGCAUUCGCGCUCUUGUCCGAACACGUGGAAGGAGACGUACACAUUAUGAAGUGCGCUGCUUGCACAGGGCUUGGAAUUGCUUACGCAGGAACUGCCCGUGAGGAUGUCAUGGAAAUGCUAGUGCCUAUUGUGGAGCAAUCCGGAAGCUCGCCAACAACGAUGCUGGAAGUAUCUCUCGCGGGUCUCGCCCUAGGAAUGAUUUUUGUCGGAAAAUGUGACGACAGCGUUGGUGGAACUAUUGUGCAACGCCUUAUGGAGGCGUCAGAUGAAGAGCUCGACCAUUCGCAUGCCCGGUACUUGUGCUUGGGUCUUGCCUUGCUGUUCCUAGGUCAGAUGGAGAAGGCAGAAGCCAUGAUUGAAGCUAUCCGCACCAUCGAACACAAGAUUUCGAAAUAUGCAGCUUUGUUGUUGGAGACUUGCGCAUACACGGGAAGCGGUAAUGUGUUGAAGGUUCAAGAAAUGAUGCACCAGUGCACGGAGCACUUGACGGAAGAUGCAGAGCACCAAAUGGCAGCUGUCAUUGGAAUCGGCCUCAUCACAAUGGGAGAAGACGUUGGAUCUGAGAUGGUUUUGAGAACUUUUGAUCACUUGUUGCAUUACUGCGAACUCCCAAUCAAACGUGCCGUUCCUUUGUCCUUGGCUGUUCUGAACAUUUCCAACCCUGACUUUGCUGUCAUUGACCAAUUGUCGCGUCUGUCGCAUGAUCCCGACGCCGAGAUCUCCCAAAACGCAAUCAUGGCACUGGGUAUCGUGAGUGCUGGCACCAACAACUCCCGUGUUGCUGGAUUGCUUCGCCAACUCAGUGAAUUCUACAGUAAAGAGGCAGGGCAUGUCUUCUGUGUUCGAAUUGCUCAAGGAUUGCUCCACAUGGGAAAGGGACUGUUGACGAUCAACCCGUUUCAUUCUGAUAAAAUGUUGUUGAAUGGACCUGCGCUGGGCGGGAUGCUUGUUUUGAUCAACUCUUGUUUGGAUUUGAAGAACACCUUGCUUGACAAGAGCCACUACUUGUUGUUCUACCUGACUUGUGCCAUGAAUCCACGAAUGCUCAUCACGGUCGAUGAAGACAUCAAUUGGCGACCAGUGACAGUCCGUGUCGGACAAGCAGUCGAGACGGUGGGUCAAGCGGGUAAACCGAAGCGAAUCACGGGUUUCCAGACACACACAACACCCGUAUUGAUUCAAGCAGCCGAGCGAGCUGAGUUGGGUACGGAGGAGGUGCUGAGCAUUUCCAGCACUCUUGAAGGUAUUGUAAUAAUCAAAGACAACCCUGACUACGAACAGGAAGAAGGCAAAUAAAUCGAGAAAUCUGCGCAAGACUAUUACAGUGAAUAACACUUAGAAAUCCAAAGAUCCUUU